Messenger RNA from Cryphonectria parasitica EP155, 993 nucleotides. Its product is annotated as SRF-TF-domain-containing protein. Gene Ontology annotation, molecular function: DNA-binding transcription factor activity, RNA polymerase II-specific; protein dimerization activity; RNA polymerase II cis-regulatory region sequence-specific DNA binding. The record is from RefSeq and is a predicted model, not a curated record. Bases 340 to 993 code for a protein of 217 amino acids. Gene Ontology annotation, biological process: positive regulation of transcription by RNA polymerase II. The transcript has 3 exons. NCBI's taxonomy places the organism in Eukaryota, Fungi, Ascomycota, Sordariomycetes, Diaporthales, Cryphonectriaceae.
GCUGCCGCUUGUGUCACUUUGUCUCUUUUCCCACUCAAUCUCACCCUUCUUUCCAGCAGGAGCAGCUUGGUGGCAGCCGACGCGUGCUGACUCGCGCCAAAUAAACCUUGAAGGCUUUCUUUGUCAGACAAAAGCAAAUAAAAGUCGAUUCCUCGCUUCCUUUCCCGGAAACGCCAGACUCGAUCCAGCGGGCGCCCAACCAGGUUUCUGCGACAGUCACCUCCCACAGAGCCUCCUCCGCUCGACGCCAGAUCCAGUUAAGGCCAUCGGCACCACACUCAAAACAGUAUCUCCACCAACUUACCUUUUUAAGCUUUUGGUGAUACCAUUCAAGACAACAUGGCCGACAUCACAGACCAACACGACCAGACCUCGCCCACUGAGCUCGACGACCACGCCGGGAACGGCACACCUGGCGACGUCUCCCGCGGCGUCAAGCGGGCACGUCCUUCCGCCGGCAGCGACGAUGACGACGAUGAGAAGGGCGGUCGUGAGCGCCGCAAGAUCGAGAUCAAGUUCAUCGCUGACAAGUCGCGUCGCCACAUCACCUUCUCGAAGCGCAAGGCUGGUAUCAUGAAGAAGGCCUACGAGUUGUCCGUCCUCACCGGUACACAGGUGCUACUGCUCGUCGUCUCGGAGACAGGGCUGGUCUAUACCUUCACGACGCCGAAGCUGCAACCCCUCGUCACCAAGGCAGAGGGCAAGAAUCUUAUCCAGGCCUGCCUAAAUGCACCCGAGCCCAAUCAGGGCAACGACAACGGCGUCGACGAGGGCGCCCAGGUUGAGUCCCCCGAGGAGCCUCCCAACAGCCACAUGCAGCAGCAACCAGGUCGAGGCAUGCCGCCAAAUCCCCACAUGCCGCCUGGCUAUAUGCCCAACGUCGGACCUAUCGAUCCAUCGUCGGCGCUGGCGUACUCCAGCUACGUGCAGCGUGGCGGGCAGUACGGUAUGCCACCCUCUGGCAUGCCGCAGCAUGCCCAACACCAGUCAUAA